Molecule: messenger RNA, 1518 nt
Organism: Clonostachys solani
Lineage: Eukaryota; Fungi; Ascomycota; Sordariomycetes; Hypocreales; Bionectriaceae
Source: the annotation of a GenBank genome assembly
AUGUCAGAAACAGAGGUUCUAACAACCAACCAACAUCUCCCAAGCACAUUUGGGUUGUGGAGUGGCAUCAGCGUCGGCUGGCUCACUGUCAACGCCUUUGGAGGACUGUCGUUCAUCUUCAUCGCUUCAUCGGCAUGUGUGUUGUGCAUCAUGCUUGUCUUCUCGCAAUGCGCAGCUAGGUUUUCUACAGCAGGUGGCGCCUAUCAUUAUGCCGCAUUCUUGCUCCCCGAUCAAUACAAACGCUCAGUCUCAUAUCCUCUCGGCUGGCUCAACUAUUUUGGGUGGAUUUUAACCCACGCCGCCUGUUGCUCUAUAGUAGCCACUGCCCUUCUAGCUUUGAUUAAUCUCUGCAACCCGAGCUUCGCAGUCGACACCCGUUGGCAGCUUUUUCUAGCAUAUGUUGCAGUUGCCUGGAUCUGCUGGUUGGUGAAUCUGUUCGGGCUCAAGGGUAUUCCCACGCUCGAGAUCCUAGGCUGCUGGGUUACUGCCCUCGGUUUCGUUGGAUUCAGUGUCGCAUUGCUUGUCAAGGCCCCAAAGGCAUCUGCAGAGUUUGUGUUCGUGGAAGUGAAUAACCAAACAGGAUAUUCAUCCACUGCGUUUGCUGUUGUGCUGGGCUUGAUGAACUCGUUCGCAACCCUCAUGGGACUUGAUAGCCCCACACAUUUGGCGGAAGAGCUCCCUCAGCCUAAGAGAACGCUGCCUCGAAUUCUCAUCGUGGUUAUUCUGAGUCAAUUUGUCGUUGGAGUUGUUUGGAUUCUUGUCCUGGGAUUUUCCAUAACAGACUUGGAUGCUAUUCUUGCCACCUCAACUGGAGUUCCAAUCGUCGAACUUAUCAGACUUGGGACUGAUAGCCAAGCGGCAGCCAUUGUAUUCACGCUAAUCCUAAUGAUUAACAACGGUACUUCUGCUCUUGGCAGCGCCAUCACUAUGAGCCGACAGGGCUUUGCAUUUGCCCGAGACGAGGGGUUAUUUUGGAAUGACAAAUUAACGGCAAUUUCCCCAAAAACUGGCUUGCCUGUUUGGUCAAUUACAUUCCCUUCAAUUGUUACCCUUCUUAUCGGUCUAGUUUUCUUGUUUUCGAACCAAGCAUUCAAUGCGAUUAUUGGCGCCCAGGCGAUCUGCCAAAUCAUCAGCUUCGGUUUCCCUGCUUUUAUCUUGCUGGUCACCAAAUCAUCUAAGUUGCCCGCUGCGAAGUCAUGGAAUUACGGCAUCUGGUCGACUCCCAUUUACGCGAUUGUUUGCGUCUAUGCUGCCUUGGUUACGGUUGUCGCUUUCAUUCCCCAAUCAUCUCCAGUCACAGCUUCGAAUAUGAAUUACGCAGUUUUGAUCAUGGGAAUCUUUGCCAUGGCGAUGGCUGGUACCUGGCACCUUGUGGGCCGUCACAGAUUCUCGCCUCCGCUCCUUACCGAGACGUUUGAAGAAAGCGAUGUGAUCCAGGGCGUAAUCGAUGACGUGGCAUCAAAGGAGGGCUCGCUGAAAAAGACAGCCGCUUCAAGCGCUGACCCUGUUGUAGUCUAA